AUGCAUACUCUUCCCGCCGCAUCCGUCGUCGGCCACGACUUCCUCGGCAACCACAUUGGCGAGCUUCUCAUCCGACAACCCGUCGAGAGGAAUGCUCCUCCACCUCGCACCAACCAGACCUCCUCCAGUGGAGGCAUUGUUGGUGCACCAGACGCCAACGCAGGACGUCGCUCUUCCAUCGCCUCCCAGCAUACAGCUUCUGUUUCUUCUGCUCUAUCCAAGUUUACUCAUGGCGGCAGCGCAACAUUGGCGCUUGAUUCGUUCUUGAGUGUUGGCGCCAUCACACCUCUCGGCACUUCGACCGAUCCCAUUGCUUCUCUCGCACAUGCAAGCCAAAGUUCUUCUAAACCCAGCUCAGCCGGUAGCCGAUCCGGAAGUGCAGAUGUCGAUGUGCUGAUUCACCUCGACCACCUUCCUCUCGCACGCACCAGGCAUGCAUCCGAGGGCGGCUCAACGUCACCACGAGUGGGUUUCAUCACCAGCUUCGGCGCCAAAUCGCGCAGGUCUGCUGGCAGUCGACGGGCUCCUUCCGAAGCAGGUUCUUCUGGCUACUUUGGCAACCCGAGCUCCCGCAUGAGCACAGCCAGCAUGUCACCCAUGGAACAGCAACCAGAAGCGAUCACUUGGAACCUACCUUUCCGUGACCACCACCAGUCCUUCGCCCAAGCCAUCGAGCAAAUUGAUACACUCAAUCCUAACCUUUCGCAACACAGUCACAGCUCGGAUGCUGCUUCUUUACAGCACUCGAAGCCAACUACGUCCUUCUCGAGCGUUGAAGAGGAGGUCGCUACUCCAACCACCUCCAAUGGUGGCCGUGAAGCUCGUGUGCACAGCACCAGCACAAAGAGCCAGUCGUUUUCGGCUACGGGAUCGGCCCAGCCUGUUCGACAGCGUAUCACACGGGCCGCAACCGAAUCCACACUGGACCCCAUUGGACAGGUGCAGAAGCUUGUCAAGUCGCCUGGCGUCUCUGCCGGCCCAUCUGCAUGUGGGCUGUCUCACUCAAACAGCAUGGGUGCUGGUACUUCAGCACCACGUGGACACCGAAAGAUGCCAUCAUUGAUUCCUAAAGGUGACGAUGAGCGCACUUUCUGCUUCGUUGAGUCUCCUUCCUCAUCGAGCGAGGCUGAGAUGGACGAUGCCGCGGCGGUGCAGGAGCCACAAGUAGCUACCGACACCAGCUUGACUUCGCAGGAUGCUCAAGCCAGCUUGAAGCCUGCUCAGCCUACUUCGGAUCACUCGGACUCUUCAGACUCGUACAAGCAUAUCGUCGAGGUGCAAUACAGCGUCCAUCGCCGAGCCAGCAGCAGAGCUCAGCAUACCUCAAGGACGUCUACAUCCACUUCCUCUGGCACGAGUAGCGACGCACAGCAUCAAGAGAAACAAGACGAACAGAAAAGCACCUCCACUACAACAACACCGGUCGACCGCGACCAAGAUACCCCGCUUGUCUCUUUGUUCCCUUUCAAACCUUUCUCUGUCGCCGCUCAAAAUGGUCUAUCGCGACCCGCACGAAAGCUCCGAAUCAAGCCCAACAUGCAGUCCAGGCCAAGUCUUCUCGAGAAGACAAUGGAGGAUAUGCGUCGCACAAGUCGUCAAGCACAGGCAGCUACUGCCAAUGGUGUUCCUGCUCAGACUCGAUCUCCCGCAGUCACUCCAAGUGCUAGCGAGAAGGCUCCCGAGCUUGCUGCCACGUCCAAGGAAGCAGGCGAACGAUAUGAUCCUGUUGCAUAUGGUUCUGAACAGCGAACGUUCCGCAUCCAGUCACCUUCUUCAGCAGCUCAAGCAGGCGCACCUGGGUUCCCCUUCGCCGCCAUCUCCUCAGAGGCAACCAAUGGCGAAAGGAAGGAACACCCUGCUAGCUUUGCACGCACCAGCGACUGGGCACGCGAGCAAAACAGGCUGGCCAGCUCGCCACCGGCUAAUGACCAAGGUGUUUCGCGCUCUGGAUACUUGGACCUCCAAGGAUCUUGUGCUUCACUUCCAUCGGCACAAGCAUCACUACCUGCACCUAUGCCAUUGCUUCGCAAUCACACGGCCAGCCACAGUUCAUCGUCCACCGAUAGCCCGAGCUUGCUCGACACAAGGGAGUUGCUGAGUCCACCAGAGACUGCUAUCUCUACGCCUGAACUCGAAUCUCCUCCCUUGCUCAACAAAGCUGCGCUUGGCAGCAGCAGUGGACGACGUUCUUCACCACUCUCUUCCUAG
Ustilago hordei is the source of this 2208-nucleotide messenger RNA. RefSeq lists its product as uncharacterized. The record is from RefSeq and is a predicted model, not a curated record. The coding region runs from base 1 to 2208 and encodes 735 amino acids. The transcript has a single exon. NCBI's taxonomy places the organism in Eukaryota, Fungi, Basidiomycota, Ustilaginomycetes, Ustilaginales, Ustilaginaceae.